Messenger RNA from Trichomonas vaginalis G3, 1341 nucleotides. Its product is annotated as sphingomyelin catabolic process. Bases 1 to 1341 code for a protein of 446 amino acids. NCBI's taxonomy places the organism in Eukaryota, Parabasalia, Trichomonadida, Trichomonadidae. Gene Ontology annotation, molecular function: hydrolase activity. The transcript has a single exon. The record is from RefSeq and is a predicted model, not a curated record.
AUGAACCAGUCACCUCUCCUUGGAGAUGAUGAUAAAAAGUGUACAAUUAGGCGCAUAGCAUACAUAUCUGUAAUCACAACACUUUGCGUUGCUGCAUUUAUUGUAAUUUUAGUUGGUAUUCUUUUACCAUCAAAAGAAAUGCGUUUCAUUAUGAUUAAUGAUAUCCAUGUUGAUCCAAAGUACAAGAACGAUUCUAUUGCUGACUAUAAUACAUAUUGCAGAGCUUCAAAUGGUUCAAAAAUUCCAAGACCUUUCGGACAAUACAUUUGCGAUACUCCUAAUGUUACAUUCGAAUCACUUUGCAACUUUUUACCAAAAGUUGAGAAGAAUCCUGCUUUCAUUGUCUUCGGAGGUGAUUCAUUAGGUCAUUCUCUUGGCCCUUCAAGAGAACAGAUUUCUGGUGCAAUCCAAUACCUGCUAAACAAGAUGACUGCAAGCUAUCCAAACAUUCCAGUCUUAUUCACAAUAGGAAAUAACGAUCUUAUUCCAAACUACGGUAACUUCACAAAUGAUCCAGAUGAUUUCGCAUCACUUGCUGAGAUAUUUAAGAAAUACAUGAAUACUGAGCAAUAUGAUACCUUUAAGAAGGGAGGAUUUUAUUAUCACGAUAUUCCAUCUCAAAAACUUCGUAUUUUACUUCUUAACAACAUCAUUUAUCACUGGCGUCAUGGAGCUUAUGACCCACAGAACCCAGAUCCUUACAAUCAGUUCGCUUGGAUCAAAAAUGUAACUCAAGAUGCAGUAAAUAAGAAGAUGAAGGUCGGAAUUGUCAUGCAUACACCAACAGGUGUUGCCCAUGAUGAUUACCAGCCAAACUAUCAUACAGAAUACAUCAAAACCUUCUAUGAUACGAUAAAAACAUUUAAUUACGAAUUUAUCCUCGUUUCUCAUACUCAUAAGGACCAAUUCAUCCCAAUAUGGAAGGCUGAGACCGAAUUAUACAGUCUUUGCGCUCCUGCUGUUACUCCUGCCCAUCUUAAUAAUCCUGGCUUCCGUAUUUACACUUUAAAGGGCGGAUCAAUGUUCAACUAUCACCAGUACUUCGCAGACAUCUCAACCAAUCCACAGAAUGACUUGGAUUGGAGAUUGGAGUACGAUUUCAAUUCAUUAUAUGGAGUAACAGGAGUUUCCGUGGAAAAUAUUCGCGCAGUUGUUAAGAAAUUGACAAAUGAUGUCGUAGAAUUUUGGAAAUAUAGAGAAACUCUGUUUGCUAAGGCUAGUCUCGACAUUUCGUUCUACAAGUGCAUCCUUACCGCUGUUACAGCAGAAGAAGCACAUGAAUGCAGAGAUGGUCGCAAUUCUAUUCGUACAACCAUCAACCCUAAUUGGUAUGAUGAAUAA